Molecule: messenger RNA, 812 nt
Organism: Sinocyclocheilus anshuiensis
Lineage: Eukaryota; Metazoa; Chordata; Actinopteri; Cypriniformes; Cyprinidae
Gene: elof1
Product: elongation factor 1
Exons: 4
Coding region: 120-371 (83 amino acids)
Biological process (GO): transcription elongation by RNA polymerase II
Cellular component (GO): transcription elongation factor complex
Molecular function (GO): RNA polymerase II complex binding
Source: RefSeq, a predicted model, not a curated record
UUCCAAAGAAGAAGAAGAAGAAGACGACCGCGCGGAAGUAAAUCUUCUGUUUAUUUUUUUGUAGACGGUGAGUGCUGGUUUUCUCAGAGUCGCCUCUCAUUAAUCGCAGUUUGUAAAAGAUGGGACGCAGAAAGUCGAAGAGAAAACCCCCUCCCAAGAAAAAGAUGACGGGAAACCUGGACACCCAGUUUACCUGCCCCUUCUGUAACCACGAGAAAUCAUGUGACGUUAAGAUGGAGCGAAGUCGAAAUACGGGGAUAAUAUCCUGUACUGUGUGUCUAGAGGAAUUCCAGACACCAAUAACCUAUCUCUCAGAGCCGGUGGACGUGUACAGUGAUUGGAUAGACGCUUGUGAAGCAGCCAAUCAGUAGUUUUGCAGGGUCAAAUGUCACAGAUGACCAAAUACACUUAAAGACUUUAGUUUGUUUGUUUGAAACUUCUGUAUUGAUUCACUGUUCAAUUUUGAAUUGAAGCUGAAAGAAUGAUCUAAUAAAGCCACAGAAGGAGGUUCAGGCAACAUUGAGAUGAUGGUUUCAAAUCCAGCCUUUUCCCUUUUGUUUAGGGUUACAGAAAUGCUGAGAAAAUGCAACAGAUGUCAUUAAUAGCCAUUUUUCUGUUUUCAUUGGUUUCUACUCUUUUAGUUCAUCUUGUGUAUUUUACAAUUUAGGUUUUUAUAAGACCAUGUAGUAUCAAUAAAUCAUUUGCAUAUUCUCUCUUGUGGAAAACUGUGGUCUGUUUCUGUUGUGCAAUCAGUUAAAAUGUAAUGUUACAAACAUUUCCGUUUCAUGAAAAUAAAGACAAAUAAUUUGAAA